AUGACCCUAGAGAUUAUCAUGCCAAGUGAAGAAAGAUGGACAUUGAAAGCCAAAUACCCAUAUCACGAAAGUCUUAGUAGACAGCGAUACUUGAAUUCUUUAUUUUCUCAUGAAAACUCCACUGCUGUCUAUGGAAUAAACCAGUUUUCUUAUUUGUUUCCUGAAGAGUUUAAAGCUAUUUAUCUAAGAAGCAGCCCUUCCAGGUUUCCCCGAUUUCCGGCAGAAGAGUACACGUCCAUCUCCAACCUGUCUUUGCCAUUAAGAUUUGACUGGAGGGAUAAGCAUGUCGUCACCAAAGUGAGAAACCAGAAGACGUGUGGUGGAUGCUGGGCCUUCAGCGUGGUAGGUGCAGUGGAGUCUGUGUGUGCGAUAAGAGGGCAGCCCUUGGAGGCGCUGAGUGUUCAGCAGGUGAUAGACUGUUCUUACAGCAACUACGGCUGCAACGGAGGAUCCCCGCUCAGCGCUUUGUACUGGCUCAAUAAGCUGCAAGUCAAGCUGGUGAGAGAUUCAGAAUACCCAUUUCAAGCCCAGAAUGGCCUCUGCCGUUACUUUCCUGACUCACAUUCUGGAUCUUCAAUCAAAGGUUAUUCUGCAUAUGACUUCAGUGGCCAAGAAGACAAAAUGGCAAAAGCACUUCUUGCCUUGGGACCUCUGAUAGUGGUGGUAGAUGCCAUGAGCUGGCAAGAUUACCUGGGAGGCAUUAUACAGCAUCACUGCUCCAGUGGAGAAUCAAACCAUGCCGUCCUUGUAACAGGCUUUGAUAAAACAGGAAGUAUCCCAUACUGGAUUGUACGGAACUCCUGGGGAACUUCAUGGGGCAUCGAUGGCUAUGUCCGUGUGAAAAUGGGAGGAAAUAUUUGCGGUAUUGCAGAUUCUGUUUCGGCUGUAUUUGUGUAACGUGUUUGCCGCAUUGAGAGUCGAAUACGAAAUUGAAGGUUCAUGAGUAGAGCUGACACUUCAUUCUUGGCGUUUCAUCAUUAUGCUUUUGCAACUUCCCACAAAGACAGGUUCUAGGACCUGGUCAUGUUGAAACGAAGCCAUGAAAAUUUAGAGAGAGGUGAACUGCCCACCUCUGCAGGAAGACCAGCACCACGGCCUGGGAGGAAGACUGGGAACAGUUUCCUCCUGGGAGGAAGGUCGGAUCAGGAAGUGUUUUAGGUCUCUUCGUUCUGAAGCAGCUAAUAUCUGGUUCUGUUUGAUUGUUGCUUCUGUUUGUCCUUUGCUUGUUUUUAAUGACAUAUUUCCAACAGGAUUAAAGAAAGGAUAAGCAGUCCUUUUCUUUUAUGGGAUUCAGUCACCAGCCUCAGCUGCCCCUACACACAAGAACAGCCAACCUAGAACUGUUUGUGCCUGUCGUAGAGGUGUUCCCAGCCUCCCAGAGGGAAUUUCAUAAGAGUUGUGAAAUGCCAAUUGCUUUUCCCCCCAAAAAUGGUGCUCACCCCUUGACCUGUGCAGAGGUCAUGUAGAACGAGCCAAAAAGACAAUCACUUUUUAAGACAAACAAUUGAAACUAAGUAACCCACAUGGCAGCCAUGUAAUGGGAAAACCUCAAGUAGCCUUGCAUGAGAGACAAUGUUAUUUGAGAAUUCUCACUGUCAGUAGGAUUUCAAUGCAAUUUUUUUUAAUGUGGACCAUUUUUAAAGUCUUCAUUGAGUUUGUUACAAUAUUGUUUCUGUUUUAUGUUUGGGUUUUUUUUGCCUCAUGGCAUAAGGAACCUUAGCUCCUGGACCAGGGAUCAAGCCUGCACCUCCUGCUUUGGAAACACCAAGCCUCAACCACAGGACCACCAGGGACGUCCCUCCAGCACAUUUUAUUUCCUCCUUGGUUCUCCCUGGAUUGAGGAGCAGUGGGCCUUCCUAUAUUUUCUCACCUUUUCUCUUACUCUCAACUGCAAAACUUUAAAUCUUCCUCAUGGUCUGGCUUCCUUGGCUAAAGUCUCAUUUUUUACCUUCCGUUUCUAUUUGAUAGCCAUUUAUUUGACUCCAGUAGUCUCUAAGGCUUUGUCCAUGUCAGGACCUCACCUGUCUGCUCCUCUCGAGUGGAGGCGCCACUCCUUUCAAAGUUCAGUCUCAGUAACCUGAGGCUGUAUUAGCCAAAAUGUGAGCUCCCCAGCCCCUGUUUUUCCAGUUUUUUGCUUGUUUUUCGCAGACUCCCAUCCUAGCUACUUUUCUGUGCAUCCUUUGAACUUUCAGCUCAUCCCUGGUUCUUAAGGUCAUCUCCUCUCUUGCUAAGUCAGUGUGGCUGUGUAAGAACCUCAGAGCAUGAAAGCUGCUCUUCUGAUUGAAUAUAAGUACAAUCGUAUCUUGGGAGUUAACACAGUUGCAUCAAAUACUGCAUAUUUAAGCAUUUCCUCUCUUAAGAUUCAUGGUCAUUUUCCAAUCUCAAUAGAAGCAAAAUUGUAAAGGUAGCAACAACCACUGAAAACAAUUGAGACAUCCGAUUUUUUUCUCUCAUGGUUGGCCUUUAUUAAUCUCCUUAUUAGAAAAAGAAAAUCCACAACAGGACACUAUUUCUUUUCCUUACACCAGCCAGAAGCAGUUUCAAAUGAAUACGUGUUGACUCAGGUUUAGAAAUGCUUCAGAAUGAAAAUUGAUAUUUUAUUUGAUUAAUAUUCUAAAUAUCCAACUGUACCAGAAAGGAAUAUGUCUUGAUUGUCCUAGUUUGUGAUGAUGUACUAAUUCCUGUACAAUGUAAAUGAUUUUCUGAUACUCUUUUACAAAUGAUAUUUUUAAUUACAGAAUGAUGCAUACUUUUCAGCUCUUGUGGAUUUUUAUAAAAUUAAUAAUGAAACAACCUAUAUUUGA
Molecule: messenger RNA, 2804 nt
Organism: Odocoileus virginianus texanus
Lineage: Eukaryota; Metazoa; Chordata; Mammalia; Artiodactyla; Cervidae
Source: RefSeq, a predicted model, not a curated record